AGCUGUUUCCAUCUUCCUUUUCCAAAUAUAUACACACACAUAAGUAUAAAAACACUUGCACCAAUUCUCAUUCCUGCUUUUCCAUCCCCAGAGUUUGUCUCAAACGCCUUGGCAUCCAGCCCAAAGAGAUGAUUAUAGAUACACGUUAUAACCUUCUUAAAUCUCUUUGAAACCCUCUUUCAUUUUCGUUUUUCUUCGAAGCUUUUGAGAAGAAAAGAGAGAGAUUAUUCGCAAUGGGGAGGGGUAGGGUUCAGCUGAAGAGAAUUGAAAACAAGAUCAACAGGCAAGUCACUUUCUCCAAGAGAAGGUCUGGGUUGUUGAAGAAAGCCCAUGAAAUCUCUGUUCUCUGCGACGCUGAGGUUGCUUUGAUCGUUUUCUCCACCAAAGGGAAGCUCGUUGAAUACUCGUCAGAUUCCUGUAUGGAAAGGAUCCUUGAGCGGUAUGAAAGAUAUUCUUAUGCAGAGAGGCAACUUGCUGCAAAAGAAAUUGAACAAAAUGGAAAUUGGACUUUGGAACAAGCAAAACUCAAAGCCAGGAUGGAGGUUUUAGAAAGAAACCAAAGGUAUUAUAUGGGGGAAGAUCUUGAGAAUUUGAGUCUUAGACAGCUUCAUAACUUGGAGCAAGAGCUUGAUUCUUCCCUCAAGCACGUACGUUCGAAAAGGAAUCAGCUCAUGCUUGAAUCAAUUUCUGAGCUUCAGAAAAAGAACAAAACAUUGCAAGAGCAGAAUAAUAUCCUAGCAAAGAAGAUAAGGGAGGAGGAGAAGGCCAUUGUCCAGCAGGCACAACAAAAUAACUCCCAAGAUUCUUCCUCCAUGCUUCUCCCACAACCGAUGCAGUCCGUGAACAUCAGAGGCACGUAUGAAGCGAGCAAUGGGAGAGAUGAGGAAGCUAAUCCUGGUGCAGCACAACAUCCCAACUCCAAUGUGCUAUUGCCGCCAUGGAUGAUCGCUCGUCUUGAAUGACGAAAACAAGUAAAAAAAAAUACUUUCUUUAGUAUGCAAACUUUACACGUUAAUAUAUUUUUAUAUGCAUGUAUGUAUAUUUUAUUAUAAAUGCACGCAUGGCACAAACUCAUGUGUGACCUGUAUCUGUGUAAUCCAGUUAUGUAAUUACAAAGAAGUGUUUUUGAAAAUUUAUUUUAUAGAUCC
Molecule: messenger RNA, 1148 nt
Organism: Hibiscus syriacus
Lineage: Eukaryota; Viridiplantae; Streptophyta; Magnoliopsida; Malvales; Malvaceae
Product: truncated transcription factor CAULIFLOWER A-like
Exons: 8
Coding region: 234-962 (242 amino acids)
Biological process (GO): positive regulation of transcription by RNA polymerase II
Cellular component (GO): nucleus
Molecular function (GO): protein dimerization activity; DNA-binding transcription factor activity, RNA polymerase II-specific; RNA polymerase II cis-regulatory region sequence-specific DNA binding
Source: RefSeq, a predicted model, not a curated record